Molecule: messenger RNA, 5685 nt
Organism: Anopheles funestus (African malaria mosquito)
Lineage: Eukaryota; Metazoa; Arthropoda; Insecta; Diptera; Culicidae
Gene: yata
Product: N-terminal kinase-like protein
Exons: 12
Coding region: 320-3040 (906 amino acids)
Biological process (GO): protein phosphorylation
Molecular function (GO): protein kinase activity; ATP binding
Source: RefSeq, a predicted model, not a curated record
GAACUAGCUGUCAAAUGUCCAGAAAAUUUUCAUGUUCGCCGUAGCCAGGGAAAACUGCGAAAACACAAAACACGAAACGUACUUGCAUUACGCGAAAAGUCCGUGCAAUCGACCAUAAUUUUUACAUCAUUAGAAUAAAACUUCCCCACCGGACUGAAGUGAACCGAUUGUGAAGCAUUGUGUUAUCAGUGGUGAAAGGCUGCGGAAGCGAAAGCGUCCGUCACUGCACCACCGUAUCGGUGCUCCUGCUGGAACCGAUAAAGACACCGAUUAACAAUUCCGUACGGUUUGCUGGUGAACCCGUGUUCUUGCGUGCGUUAUGUGGUCUUUUUUCUCGCGCGAUUCCUCUAAAGACUUUCCUUAUGAAAUCGGAGAUCAAGUGCAACAGUUUGACACAAAAAGCAUCUGGAGUCUGCACCGUGGCAAACGGAAAGGAUCCAAUGAUGAGGUGUCAGUCUUUACAUAUGACAUCAAGAACGGUUCAGACAUCAAGCUGGAGUUAGCAAAAGCCGCACUAAAACGACUGAAAACGUUGCGCCAUCCCAGCAUUCUUCAGUUUCUAGAUAGUCUGGAAACGGAUAAGGUACUAUACGUAGCCACCGAGCCUGUCGAACCUUUGGGUACGCACAUCGGCAAGUUAGCGGCUGAAGGACCUCAACGGGACUUGUAUCUGGCCUGGGGUAUCUUUCAAAUCACGCGCGCGCUAUCGUUUCUUAACAACGAUGGUAACCUGCGACACAACAAUGUCUCCGUAUGGUCGGUAUUUGUUAAUACAUCAGGGGAAUGGAAGCUCGGUGGACUGGAGUACGUUUCUUCAACAGAGUUACCGGUGGUACCACCGAUCAAAAUACCACCUUCACUAGAAAUUUACGAUCCACCAGAAAAGAGUGACGCAAACAAGCUGAAAACAGCAACAAAAUGCUCCAGCGAUAUGUGGGGUCUUGGCUGCCUGGUAUGGGAAUCCUUUAACGGACCGUUAAAAACGAGAGGAAACCUGAAAAACAUUGAAGGAAUCCCAAAAUCUUUAGCUCCUUUGUAUUGCGAGCUUGUGGGCGCUGCUCCCGCUAGCCGACCAAAUCCUGCUGAUGUUAUUACCAAAUGCCGUAAACCCGGUGGAUUUUUUAAGAAUGAUUUAGUGGAUUCGCUUCUAUUUCUGGAGGAAAUUCAGAUAAAAGAUAAAGUGGAAAAAAUGCGAUUUUUUAGCGCACUUACAGCACAGAUAGAUAAUUUCCCUGAUAAUGUUUGCAGGCACAAAAUUCUACCCCAAUUAAUAACGGCCUAUGAGUAUGGUGAUGCCGGAUCUGCGGUGUUAGCCCCGAUGUUCAAGUUGGGACGUCUACUUGAUGAAGCAGAAUAUCAGAAACGUAUAGUGCCAUGUGUAGUGAAGUUGUUCGCAUCGACCGAUCGCGUCACACGCUCCCGGCUGUUGCAACAACUCGAUUUGUUUAUCUCUCAUUUGCAGCCCAACGUGGUGAAUGAUCAAAUCUUUCCCCAAAUCGCACACGGCUUUCUAGAUACCAAUCCGACAAUUAGAGAACAAACGGUGAAAUCAAUCAUUCAUUUAGCACCAAAGCUAAAUUACAACAAUUUGAAUGUUGAAGUUCUGCGCCAUUUUGCUCGACUUCAGUCACGAGAUGAUCAAGGUGGUAUUAGGACGAAUACAACGGUGUGUCUAGGUAAAAUUGCGCCGCAUUUACAUCCACAGGUCCGACAACGCGUCCUUGUCUCCGCAUUUAUACGAGCAAUGCGCGAUCCGUUCCCACCGUCGCGAGUGGCAGGAAUAUUGGCUCUUGCGGCUACGCAGCAAUAUUUUUUGUUGAACGAGGUUGCCAUUCGUAUAUUACCCGCUUUAUGUCCGCUCACAAUGGACCCCGAAAAAUCCGUACGCGAUCCUGCCUUCAAAACACUUCGUGGAUUUCUAGGCAAACUGGAAAAGGUAUCAGAAGAUCCAAGCCUACGUGAGAGUAUGGAGGCUGACGUGCAUACAGCAACACCGUCGCUGGGGAAUGCUGCAGCGACAUGGGCCGGCUGGGCAGUAACAGCGGUUACCGCCAAAUUCUACCGCAGUCAAAGUGACACGGCCCGACCGAGGCCACCACUAACGGGUAAAACAUUGAGUAAACCUGCUUCUUUGGAACAACCUUCAAGUAGCAGUAUAUCAACUACCACCAGUAGUGUUACAUCGAUGACCUCACUGGAACAUGAGAGCGCUGACACAUCUGCCUCAGCAAGCGAUUAUGGGCCCGAUAAUUGGGACCAAGAGAAUUGGGGCGAUAUGGAUACUUCACAAGAUCCCAGCAGUCCAAUGGCAGGAACGUCUAAUCAACUAAAUCAGAACUUAAACAUGAUCGGUAGCGUCAACGAUAUGCGUGAUGGUUGGGAUAACGAAGACUGGGGAAGCCUCGAAGAAGAUCCGAAUGAAACCGAGCUGAAUGAGAAAGACGAAGAUGAACACAAUCAGGCACAGCAGAAGGAAGCAUCACACAUGGCAAACCCGUCCGCAAUUUUACCUAACGUUGUAUCCUCGAUCAACAACAGUAGCAGCGGUGGUUCUUUCAAUAUGGGUCGGGGUGGAGGCGGCAGCAGCAGUAGCAAUAGCACAACAAACAAUACGACCAACUCAUCUGUUACCGACAGCACGGUAAAAGCUAAUAGCAACAACAGCAGUAGUAGUAGCACGUGUGCCAGUACCAACACUAGCAACAGUAAUAACAACACCAUCAACAGCAUGGCGAAUCAUAUCAGCAGUCCUAGCAAAAUGAUCGCUCUGAAGAACAUGAAUAACCUGCUUAAUACUAGCACCAGCAACAGCAAUCAACUGACCGGUUGGAACAACGGGGGAGGUGCGGGAGAUGGUUGGGGUGACGGAGAAUUUGAGUCACUUGACGAACCAAAUGCGGGUGGUAAUGCGAAAAUGGAUGAAGCGCGUCGAAAGCGCGAGGAGAAGAAAAUGCAGCGACAGCGCGAAUUAGAGGCAAAGCGAGCUGCCCGCACCGGUUCUGGCGGUGGUCCGAUGAAGUUAGGUGCCAAAAAAAUUUAAUCCGAAAGCACGUUGUCAUCUUGGCUCAUCCAGAUACCGGCUACUAUAUGUUACGUAACGCGCGAACACAGCUGGUCGUUACUGUUGCGAUAAUCGUGGACGAUGUUAGAUGUUGUCGUCCAUAGUUGUAAUACGAUUCGCGUCGACUAAUACAGCGUUAUAUCGUUAAACUAGGUCUUGCUGUAAUGACUGGCCGAAAAGCAUAGGUGUGAUGCUGUACAGCAGUAGUAAUUGGAAAGCAAAACAAUACCAAACGGGCAUAACAUAUAACAUAGUUAGCAGGUGUGUGCUGAAAAAAGACUGCACUUUCUAUACGGAACAGUGUGAAGCGUAACGAAGGUAAAAAGAAAACUCGAAAUUCUCGUAAAAGCCUUUUUAGAUGAUAACAAUUAAAAGAUCUUCAUAAGCCCCAGAAUGAUACGAUGCAAUCAUCCGGUGCAAUGUUCGAUGAUCCGGUGAUAUGGUCUCUUCCCUUGGGUUUUUGUUAUUUUUUCUUCUUCUUUUAAUUCCUCGAAACAAUGUAGCGGGUAUACCGGUCUUUCAUAUAUACAAAAUUGGAUACUCAUAAGUAUCAGAAGAUGUAUAUGUUAGUCUUCUGAAGCGUGACCAGACGUUUCAAAAUGAGUAAAAUUAUAGCAACAUGUAACCAUUUCGAAUUCUGUAGUUUUCAUUCCACAUAAUGUUUAUUCGCUGCCUCGUUCGUGUGCGUGUAUUUUAUUGUUUGUUUAAACCAACUUAACUGAGUAUCGAAGAUUAAUUGUUUUUGCGUAUGCAUGUGAAAUGCAAGUUUGCAUUCUAGUGAAUAUUUAAAUAAAAACAAAACAAACGACCAUUUCAGCCAACACAGUUAUUUCGAUCGGAUAUCGAUCGUGAAUGGUUUAGCUUCGGAUCGAGAAGCCGAAUAUAUGUAUGUAACAAAAACACCUAGAAUAUACCGCGAAACAAGAUGCACGUAACGGCAAAACAAAUAAAUUACGUCAAGACAAGUGAAUAGCUUUAAUAGAAAAUAUACGAAUUUAUAGCGUCGAAAUCGGUUAAACGCGGUCUAAUUGAUCGUUGGAUUUUGCAAAUUGGAGAUGUUUUCACGAAAAAUCAAGGAUCGUAAAAGGGUUCCAAAGGCUUCACACUGCUCCUACACGUUACUAGAAAUGAAAAAAAACGCAUAUUCCUCACACUGUUUUGUACUGUAAGAAGCAAUUGUAAUCUGCGAAAUUGAUUGGUUAUAGCAAUGUAGGCGAAGAUGAGAAAAAAAUCCCUACUCCCUUUGUAUUUAUAUGCUUGCUCUUUGAACACGUUGAGCGCCACGUUGGUCCCAUGGGGUCCCCGACACUUUACUUUCUCCUUUUUGUCUGUGCCGGUCCGAUCGAUCCGCAAUGCAAUUUUGAAACAGCGUUUUUUUGGAACCGACAGCGCCUUUCCAUACAUGAUUGUUUUAGUUCCAAAGCAUAAUAGAGUCUGGCUUUGCCUUUGUUCUUUGCUUGCAUUUUUCUACUCUCUUUGUUUCUUUGUCACGUGCUGUUGGGAACGUUCAUGAACCGUGCUGAUUGAUUAUAGAUGCCAGCAGGAGAAAAUAAUUAUCUUAAACUUAGGAUGUCUCUUUUUUUUACAUUAAUUCAGUUGUUCCUCUUCAGUGGCAAUCUUGACAUACGUAUCGCUAUGGUAACUUUGUUUAAGGUAGUUUUACUUCGCUUGAUAAAACAGACAGGGGCCAACACUUAUCGGUAUCCAUAAGCUAUAAUGGCUGGCUAUCAAGCACUAUCUACCAAAAACCAGUAUCUGCUAGUAUUACUUUGUUGCUCCCAUUUUAAAACUACAGCGAAUAAAAUCAACUACAACAAAAAAUGAAUGAGUGAGAGACAAUUGAACAGAUUUUUUCAUUCUUUCUAUUUAUAAUGCGUUUUUGAACAUGUAUUACAAACCGAAGCACACCUAAUACCUACCAUUUUGCGUGUAAAAAAGAUGCAAUGCAAACCCUUCAAAAGUAGUCCCCCGGUUAUAACCCACGUUCUUUCAAACCCUAAAAGCAUCAAGUUUGUCAAGUUUGAUCUUAAAUGUGCGAUAUAUUAUAUCAGCCCUACCAUGAAUGCUUCUACGCAAAAUGUAAAUCUUACUAGAGCGAGGAAAUCAUCUACAGUUUGUGAUAAUGUUACCAUAAACCGUUUCUUUUUACCGGAAUAGUAAUACAUUUUACCUAAAAUUCCCGAUGCCAGUUUUCGAGAAAAAAAAUGUAACAAUAACCAUGAUUACUUCGAUACACUAUUAGAAACCAUCGAAUCGAUCGAUCGAUUUCGAUCGAUAUCGAUUUGUUCGAAAAAAAGUGUGUUUCUAUGACCAUGUUUACUUCCCAUCGUUCAUUAGAAUUUGUGUACUGGCUCACCUUCCUUAUGUGUUUUUGUUGCCCCCUCUACUCUCCUGGGCUUUAUCUUGCCCAAUGAUGCGUCUAGACAUCGCAUUGGAUGAAUCAAUUCUAGAUAGGUAGAGUAAUCGAUUCGUAAAAUCAUAGAUAGAGUAAAAUUAAAAUCUAAUAAUCAAGCACCUUAGCAAACUUUUAAAAGUAACAGUGCACGACCACGUCAACGUCUUUAAAAAAAGUAAAACAGCGUAAGUGGAAAACAAUAAACCAGAAAAUACUGUAACUAAUCGUA